Molecule: messenger RNA, 660 nt
Organism: Drosophila miranda
Lineage: Eukaryota; Metazoa; Arthropoda; Insecta; Diptera; Drosophilidae
Product: muscle-specific protein 20-like
Exons: 3
Coding region: 1-531 (176 amino acids)
Molecular function (GO): protein binding
Source: RefSeq, a predicted model, not a curated record
AUGGACAUUUCCGGCAAGCGCAAUCCCGAGAUGGACAAGGAGGCUCAGGAGUGGGUGGAGUCCAUCAUUGGUGAGAAGUUCCCCGCCGGCCAGGCCUACGAGGAUGUGCUCAAGGACGGCCAGGUGCUGUGCAAGCUGAUCAACAUCCUGUCCCCCAAUGCCGUGCCCAAGGUCAACUCCUCGGGCGGCCAGUUCAAGUUCAUGGAGAACAUCAACAACUUCCAGAAGGCUCUCAAGGAGUACGGUGUGCCCGACAUCGAUGUCUUCCAGACAGUUGAUCUCUACGAGAAGAAGGACAUUGCCAAUGUCACCAACACCAUCUUCGCCCUGGGCCGUGCUACCUACAAGCACGACGACUUCAAGGGUCCCUUCCUGGGCCCCAAGCCCGCCGAUGAGUGCAAGCGCGACUUCACCGACGAGCAGCUGAAGGCCGGCCAGACCAUUGUCGGUCUCCAGGCUGGCUCCAACAAGGGUGCCACCCAGGCCGGCCAGAACCUUGGCGCUGGCCGCAAAAUUCUGCUCGGCAAGUAAACGGUUAUUUAGUGCGGACGGACGAUGGAUGAUGGACGUACGAUAGAUGCCCCCAUCUGUCUUUGGUUUUUCUACACGAUAUAUCCAUAUGUAUGCUAGUUUUAUAUAAACACUCACCACAAAAACACA